AUGGAAUCCUCGUCGGCUGCCGCAGUAUCACCGCAUGAACUAGAGCGUGCGCGUGAACUGAUUGUCAGUUCCAAACAAGACAUUAUUUUCACAGAGACCGCUUAUGUGAACAAUCUCUCCGAGAGUGUGCACUACGCAACCGCACAAAACUCCACGGAGACGCCUAUUUAUGCUUUCAUAAACACCAUACUCGUCUUCUCCAGCCUGGUUCGAUCACAGCCCACGUCCCGUGCAGUAGAAUUUACUACUCUGGCAGUAUGUCCUCAACUUGCCCUUCAAACGCUCAACUUGUCGGUGAAGCUUGCACCAUCCACAUGGGCGAGAAUCAGCAAAAAAGGGGACACAUGCAUUCCAGACUUUAGUCGCCUUCGACUCAGGAUUCUCGACUCUGCCAGGAGCCUGAUCCCAGAUGAACAUCGUGAAUCACCAGCCGCUGUGUCCCAUCACUAUUUCCACCCUCUUGAUAUCAUAGACAUAUGGGAGAUCAAGGCUCUGAUAAUCCCAUGGAAAUACCGUCGCUCCACGCUGGAUUUCAAGCCAGACGGGCUCUGGGAAACCGAAGAGAUGGGCACGAUCGCAUGGCACAAAUUAGUGACAUCCUACCAGCAACUAUGUGAGCAGGCCGAAGUCGUCCUCCAUGGAAAUCCGGACAUGGACAGUGUCCAUGGGUUUUUGAUAUGUGGGAUAUACUUUUCCCACUUCAUUUUCGACCGCUCAAACGUCGGCGCACCUUGGACAAAAGUCACCCCAAUCGAGCGCGACGAGAACAUCAGCGCGGAUCAGUACGAAGUCGACGUGGCAGCCGCCGCGAUCAAAGCCAUAGAUGACUAUUCCUUUCCACAAGUAGUUGUGCUAAACCAGUUGAUUACUUCCCGUGUCAUGCAAGAUGAUCGGGCUUACGGCGAGUCCGGUAGUACUGGCUGCUCGGAGGGCCCGGAACUCAAGUAUACACUUUCUCCCAUAUUCAAACGGUCUAUCAAUCGCACCUCUGGGCAUGUCGGGCAAGCUCAGCCAAGCUGGCUCGACCAUCUAGUAUCGGAUUCGUUUGAGAUACUGAUGAUUCAAUGA
This is a messenger RNA of Epithele typhae, 1068 nucleotides long. RefSeq lists its product as uncharacterized. NCBI's taxonomy places the organism in Eukaryota, Fungi, Basidiomycota, Agaricomycetes, Polyporales, Epitheliaceae. The transcript has 3 exons. Bases 1 to 1068 code for a protein of 355 amino acids. The record is from RefSeq and is a predicted model, not a curated record.